Messenger RNA from Manduca sexta (tobacco hornworm), 4811 nucleotides. RefSeq names its product myosin-2 heavy chain-like. The annotation marks the transcript as partial. The transcript has a single exon. The record is from RefSeq and is a predicted model, not a curated record. Lineage: Eukaryota; Metazoa; Arthropoda; Insecta; Lepidoptera; Sphingidae.
UCAGGUUUACUUCUAACGAUAAAGCGAACGAGAAAAUCUUACAUAGAGGGCACACAGUUACUAUGAAUAACUGGCGUUUAUUUAUUAUUGCGUUUGUCGCGAUAUUACAACCGAUUGCCUCUUUUAGAGAGUGCAAUCUUGUUAAUGGAAGGGACCGGUGCUGUGAUCGCCAAUUGCUUCAAGACGGUCGUCAAAAUACUCAUGGAAUACACCAAUUCAAAACUUUUAUUAAAGAAGAAUACAGCUUGCAAAGCGUAAACAACAGCCCUUACGUUCAACACCAUGACGCAAAGGAAUAUGAUUCGAAGGUAAUCUUUCCAUCAACUCAAUCAUUUCACGAAUUCCGUGGAAGGCACAGAACAUUGCAGUCUCUAAGGGAAACUGAUUCAGAUGCGGACAGCCAUCGUUUAAAAUCUCGAAUCUCUAGGGAAUUGAGAGAAGAAUAUCAAAGACAAAUAAGAGAUUUUGAACUUCCUAAAAAUCAAUUUGAAUUAGCGCAUGAGCGUUUAUACGGGAUUAUAAAAUCGUCGGAAAAAAGAAAUCGUCACGCAAAAAAACAAUUAGACAGCCGCCGUAUCUGGGAUGUAGUAGACAGCCAACAUGCAAGAAAUGAAGAGAGCCGACCGAACCGUCGCUCCAAGGAUGAGGUGGACAGCCGCCGCACCAUGGAAACAUUAGCAAGCGGUCGCUCCAGGGAUGAGGUGGACAGCCGCCGCUCCAUGAAAACACUAGCAAACCGUCGUUCUAGAGAUGAGGUAGAUAACCGCCGCUCUAUGGAAACGUUAGCAAACCGUCGCUCUAGGGAUGAGGUGGACAGCCGCCGUGUAAGGAAUGAAGUUAACAGCCGCCGUGUAGAAAAUGAAGUGGACAGCCGCCGCACCAUGGACACAUUAGCAAACCGUCGCUCCAGGGAUGAGGUGGACAGCCGCCGCUCCAUGGAAACGUUAGCAAACCGUCGCUCUAGGGAAAAGCAGGACAAUCACCGCGCAAUGGAAACGUUAGUUGACCGUCACUCCAGGCACGAGGUAGACAGCCGCCGCUCCAUGGAAACUUUAGCAAAUCGUCGCUCCAGGGAUGAGGUGGACAGCCGCCGCUCCAUGGAAACACUAACAAACCGUCGUUCUAGAGAGGAGGUAGAUAACCGCCGCUCUAUGGAAACAGGAAACCGUCGCUACAGGGAUGAGGUAGACAGCCGCCGCUCCAUGGAAACACUAACAAACCGUCGUUCUAGAGAUGAGGUAGAUAAUCGCCGCUCUAUGGAAACAGGAAACCGUCGCUCCAGGGAUGAGGUGGACAGCCGCCGCUCCAGGGAUGAGGUGGACAGCCGUCGCUCCAUGGAAACACUAGCAAACCGUCGUUCUAGAGAUGAGGUAAAUAACCGCCGCUCUAUGGAAACGUUAGAAAAUCGUCGCUCCAGGGAUGAGGUGGACAGCCGCCGUAUAAGGAAUGAAGUUAACAGCCGCCGCUCCAUGCAAACAUUAGCAAACCGUCGUUCUAGAGAUGACGUAGAUAACCGCCGCUCUAUGGAAACAGGAAAUCGUCGCUCCAGGGAUGAGGUGGACAGCCGCCGCUCCAGGGAUGAGGUGGACAGCCGCCGCUCCAUGGAAACAUUAGCAAACCGUCGCUCUAGGGAAAAGCAGGACAAUCACCGCGCAAUGGAAACGUUAGCUGACCGUCACUCCAGGGAUGAAGUGGACAGCCGCCGCUCCAGGGAUGAGGUGGACAGCCGCCGCUCCAGGGAUGAGGUGGACAGCCGCCGCUCCAUGGAAACAUUAGCAAACCGUCGUUCCAGGGAUGUGGUAGACAGCCGCCGUUCUAUAGAAAUAUUAGCAAUCCGAGGUUCUAGAAAUGAGGUAGAAAGCCGCCAUGCAAUGGAAACGUUAGCUGACCGGCGCUUCAGGGACGAGAUAGACAGCCGCCGCUCCAUGGAAACAUUAGCAAACCGUCGCUCCAGGGAUGAGGUGGACAGCCGCCGUGUAAGGAAUGAAAAUAACAGCCGCCGUGUAGAAAAUGAAGUAGUCAGUCGCCGCGCCAUGGACACAUUAGCAAACCGUCGCUCCAGGGAUGAGGUGGACAGCCGCCACACCAUGGAAACAUUAGCAAACCGUCGCUCUAGGGAUGAGGUGGACAGCCGCCGCUCCAGGGAUGAGGUGGACAGCCGCCGCUCCAUGGAAACACUAGCAAACCGUCGUUCUAGAGAUGAGGUAAAUAACCGCCGCUCUAUGGAAACGUUAGAAAAUCGUUGCUCCAGGGAUGAGGUGGACAGCCGCCGUAUAAGGAAUGAAGUUAACAGCCGCCGUGUAGAAAAUGAAGUAAACAGCCGCCGCACAAUGGAAUCAUUAGUAAACCGUCGGUCCAGGGAUGAGGUGGACAGCCGCCGCACCAUGGAAACAUUAACAAACCGUCACUCCAGGGAUGAGGUGGACAGCCGCCGCUCCAUGGAAACACUAGCAAACCGUCGUUCUAGAGAUGAGGUAAACAACCGCCGCUCUAUGGAAACGUUAGAAAACCGUCGCUCCAGGGAUGAGGUGGACAGCCGCCGUGUAAGGAAUGAAGUAGACAGCCCCCGCGCCAUGGAAACACUAGCUGACCGUCGCUCCAGGGAUGAGGUGGACAGCCGCCGCACCAUGGAAACAUUAACAAACCGUCACUCCAGGGAUGAGGUGGACAGCCGCCGCUCCAUGGAAACACUAGCAAACCGUCGUUCUAGAGAUGAGGUAAACAACCGCCGCUCUAUGGAAUCAUUAGUAAACCGUCGGUCCAGGGAUGAGGUGGACAGCCGCCGCACCAUGGAAACAUUAACAAACCGUCACUCCAGGGAUGAGGUGGACAGCCGCCGCUCCAUGGAAACACUAGCAAACCGUCGUUCUAGAGAUGAGGUAAACAACCGCCGCUCUAUGGAAACGUUAGAAAACCGUCGCUCCAGGGAUGAGGUGGACAGCCGCCGUGUAAGGAAUGAAGUAGACAGCCCCCGCGCCAUGGAAACACUAGCUGACCGUCGCUCCAGGGAUGAGGUGGACAGCCGCCGCACCAUGGAAACAUUAGCAAACCGUCGCCCCUGGGAUAAGGUGGACAGCCGCCGUGUAAGGAAUGAAGUAGACAGCCCCCGCGCCAUGGAAACACUAGCUGACCGUCGCUCCAGGGAUGAGGUGGACAGCCGUCGCUCCAUGGAAACAUUAGCAAGCCGACGCUUCAGGGAAAAGCGGGACAAUCGCCGCGCAAUGGAAACUUUAGCUGACCGUCACUCCAGGGACGAGGUAGACAGCCGCCGCUCCAUGGAAACAUUAGCAAACCGUCGCUCCAGGGGUGAGGUGGACAGCCACCGCGCCAUGGAAACAUUAACAAACCAUCGAUCCAGGGAUGACUUGGACAGUCGCCGCGCCAUGGAAACAUUAGCAAGCCGUCGCUCCAGGGAUGAGGCGGACAGCCGCCAUGUAAGGAAUGAAGUUAACAGCCGCCGUGUAGAAAAUGAAGUAGUCGGCCGCCGCGCCAUGAACACAUUAGCAAACCGUCGCUCCAGGGAUGAGGUGGACAGCCGUCGCUCCAGGGAUGAGGUGGACAGCCGCCGCACCAUGGAAUCAUUAGCAAACCGUCGCUCCAGGGAUGAGGUGGACAGCCGCCGUGUAAGGAAUGAAGUAGAUAGCCCCCGCGCCAUGGAAACACUAGCUGACCGUCGCUCCAGCGAUGAGGUGGACAGCCGCCGCUCCAUGCAAACAUUAGCAAACCGUCGCUCCAGCGAUGAGGUGGACAGCCGCCGCACCAUGGAAACAAUAGCAAGCCGUCGCUUCAGGGAAAGGCGGGACAAUCGCCGCGCAAUGGUAACUUUAGCAAGCCGUCGCUCCAGGGAUGAGGUGGACAGCCGCCGCGCCAUGGAAACAUUAACUAACCGUCGAUCCAGGGAUGACUUGGGCAGCCGCCGCGCCAUGAACACGUUAGCAAACCGUCGCUCCAGGGAUGAGGUGGACAGCCGUCGCUCCAGGGAUGAGGUGGACAGCCGCCGCUCCAUGGAAACACUAGCAAACCGUCGUUAUAGAGAUGAGGUAAAUAACCGCCGCUCUAUGGAAACGUUAGCAAACCGUCGCUCCAGCAAUGAGGUGGAUAGCCGCCGUGUAAGGAAUGAAGUAGAUAGCCCCCGCGCCAUGGAAACACUAGCUGACCGUCGCUCCAGCGAUGAGGUGGACAGCCGCCGCUCCAUGCAAACAUUAGCAAACCGUCGCUCCAGCGAUGAGGUGGACAGCCGCCGCUCCAUGCAAACAUUAGCAAACCGUCGCUCCAAGGAUGAGGUGGACAGCCGCCGUGAAAGAAAUGAAGUUAACAGCCGCCUCGCCAUGGAAUCAUUAGCAAGCCGUCGCUCCAGGGAUGACGUGGACAGCCGCCGUUCCAUGGAAACAUUAGUUUACCGUCGCUCCAGGGAUGAGGUGGACAGCCGUCGCUCCAGGGAUGAGGUGGACAGCCGCCGUGUAAGGAAUGAAGUAGAUAGCCCCCGCGUCAUGGAAACACUAGCUGACCGUCGCUCCAGCGAUGAGGUGGACAGCCGCCGCUCCAUGCAAACAUUAGCAAACCGUCGCUCCAAGGAUGAGGUGGACAGCCGCCGUGAAAGAAAUGAAGUUAACAGCCGCCUCGUCAUGGAAUCAUUAGCAAACCGUCGCUCCAAGGAUGAGGUGGACAGCCGCCGCACCAUGGAAACAUUAGCAAGCCCUCGUUCCAGGGAUGAGGUGGACAGCCGCCGCACCAUGGAAACAUUAGCAAACCGUCGCUCCAGGGAUGAGGUGGACAGCCGCCGUGUAAGGAAUGAAGUAGAUAGCCCCGCG